Molecule: messenger RNA, 1486 nt
Organism: Periophthalmus magnuspinnatus
Lineage: Eukaryota; Metazoa; Chordata; Actinopteri; Gobiiformes; Gobiidae
Exons: 3
Coding region: 391-1059 (222 amino acids)
Source: RefSeq, a predicted model, not a curated record
CUGCCACCUCUGCACCACCGCUGUUGCCAUUCCUGCUGUGGACAACCCCAGUCUAUCCCCAACCCACCGCGAGAAAGCACUCUGCUCAUUUACACCGCUCUAACAGCUCCACCACCGGAUAUAGGUUAUGCGCAGAGCGAAAACGCAGCAACAGGAGACAAGACAACGACAAUGAGGCGAGGAAUAUUGGCACCGUUGACUCGGUGUGGACACGCACGGACUUGGUUGAUGUUUUGGCAAGCGUUUUAUGCGGUAAAAAGAAGGAAGUAGCCCGCAGAGUUAUCAGAAGGGGGAGAUAUGGUUAGGACGGCAAACGGGAUGUCGGUCCACGCAUCCUAAGAGUGGCUGCUGUUGAAAGAGAGCUUGUCCAAAAGGCGUAGAGCUCCUAAAAUGCCUAUACCCCAGGGCGCGCUCCUUUGCCUCGGGCUGGUGCUGACAACAGUGGGGGUGGUUGUAACUAUCUUUUUGGGUUUGACCGGACCAGUUCCCCUGUUCGGGCUUGGGGUGUGUUUAUCAUUAGGGGGUGUUGGGAUUUUGGGGGCGGGCUUCUGUAGAGCCAUGAAGAAGCACCUGGUACCGGGCGUCCCGGGACACUUUCUUCUGCACCCGCGGACUGGCACGCGCUUCAGCCCUCAGCAGGGUUUGGCCAUACAAAGGAGGUUGGACCGUAUCCGACGAGAAAUGUCAUCGGAUUCAGUCAGCAGAGGACCCGAACCUGACCCUCCACUCCCCUCCACACCUCCACCUUGGACCAUGGAACCACCACCCUCCUAUGAUACUGUGAUGAAGAGCCAGGGUCACAGCCAGGAGCAUAGCCAUGAGCAUAGGCGGGAGCAUAACCAUGAGCACAGGCAGGAGCAUAGCCAUGAGCACAGGCAGGAGCAUAGCCAUGAGCACAGGCAGGACCCCAACCGGGAGCAAAUCCAGGAGGAGAGCUGGAGGAACAACGAGGAAGAGAGCUGGGCAAACAGAGAGGAGGAGAGCUGGGUGAACAGAGAUGGGUGGAGUGAACAGCUGAAUGACUGCAGUACUGUUGCGGAGGACUCUAAUCAGUGUUAGUGCCUUUGCCUCUGCCAGCAUGGACUCAAAAUGCUGAUGGAAUGAAAUGAAUAGUUACAGUAUUUUGUAAAAGUGGUUACAUCACAUGCAUUUGCACAGUCUGCAGUGGUCUAUGCAGGUGCACAAAAUCAGACAGGUUUAGAAAACAUCUAUUUUAAAAAUUCAUAUAAGCAUCUUUCGCCAGUGAAGAAGGUUGCAUGAAAUCAUUUGACCUAAUUGAGGGAUUUUAUCUUCUGCCUCAGGAACAUCCUCCUAUUCUUUGCCGUGAUUUGAAACAAUGUUUUGUGUAGAUGUCCUUCCUGUUGCAAACUUCUCAGUUUAUUUGGGCUUUAAACUGGUGCAGCAAAUUCACAGUUUGUAACAGCCAUGUUACACACUGGUUUGUCCCUUGAAUACUAGAAUACUUUUUUAUUUGAUGUCUGCAUUA